AUGGCGUCCGACUCUAUGCCACCAGACUUCUACGUCAAAGCCCUUCAAUUCACAAAGAAGGUCUACAGAGAUGAAUACCCAGCCAUCAAACCAGAGAACCCCGAGCUCUCCCUCGCCGGUAAGGUUGUUGUAAUCACCGGCGCGAGCCGUGGUAUCGGUGGUAGAGGAAUUGUGCCAGCGUUUGCUAGAGCCGGAGCAAAGGCUAUCGUUCUCGUGGCCCGGGACGAGAAGAAGCUUACCGCCGUCGCGGCAGAGGUCAAGGAGCUUAAUGCCAAUGUCGAAACACUCGUCUACCCCGUCGACAUGACAGACGAAGCCGGCGUCAAGGUCCUCUUCGAGAAAAUCAACGCGACGUACGGCCACGCAGACGUCCUGGUCAACAACGCCGCCGUGCAGAAAUCUCUCGAGCUCAUCACAAACAGCGACCCGAAACUCUGGAUGGAAGACUUGACCACCAACAUCAGCGGAACCUUCUACCCAACCUUCCACUUCCUCAAAUCCCUCCCCUCAACCAGCCACGCCCACAUCAUCAACAUCACCACGAUAACCCACUGGGUCGUGCCCACCAUGAGCUCCUACAUCAUCGCCAAGCUCGCGACGCAGCAGCUCAACGCCCACGUCGCCGCCGAGCACCCGGACAACAUCACCACCGUCUCGGUGCACCCGGGUAUGGUCCACACCGACAUGACCAUGGACCGGUUCCGUCCCUUUGCGCACGACACCCCCGCGCUCGUCGGCGGAACGGCCGUCUGGCUUUGUUCGGAGAACGCGCGGUUCCUGAAUGGGAGGUUUGUCGCUACAAAUUGGGACGUCGAGGAGUUGGUGGAGCGGAAGGGGGAGAUUGAGGAGAAGAGGUUGCUGCAGGUUGAUUUGACUGGGCAGUUUGGGGCGCAACAGUUUGAGUAA
This is a messenger RNA of Colletotrichum paranaense, 906 nucleotides long. RefSeq lists its product as uncharacterized. The coding region runs from base 1 to 906 and encodes 301 amino acids. The record is from RefSeq and is a predicted model, not a curated record. Lineage: Eukaryota; Fungi; Ascomycota; Sordariomycetes; Glomerellales; Glomerellaceae. The transcript has 3 exons. Gene Ontology annotation, molecular function: oxidoreductase activity, acting on the CH-OH group of donors, NAD or NADP as acceptor.